Thamnophis sirtalis is the source of this 840-nucleotide messenger RNA. RefSeq names its product CD101 molecule (gene CD101). Gene Ontology annotation, cellular component: membrane. The record is from RefSeq and is a predicted model, not a curated record. Lineage: Eukaryota; Metazoa; Chordata; Lepidosauria; Squamata; Natricidae.
UGGGACCUCUUCUGUAUUUGUCAGCUGUGCUCCUGUUGUUGUUUGAUCCCUGUAUGGGAGACCACAUGGUGUCUAUUCAGAAAGGACCUCUUUAUCGAGUAAGAGGAACACACAUCACUAUUUGGUGUAAUGUCACUGGCUACAAAAAAUCGGUGCAACAGAAUUUUGAGUGGUCCACUUAUCAGCUAUCAGAUCCACAGACGGAGCUGAAGAUCAUCAGCACUGAAGGGAGUGAAUUUUCUUAUGCUCUCUACUCCAAGCGUGUUAAAGCUGAGGAAAUCUACAUUGAAAAGACCAAGGAAGAUUCUGUUCUUCUGCAUAUCAAAGACCUCAAGGACAAGGAUGCUGGUGUAUAUGAAUGCCACACACCCAACACAGAACAGAUUUAUCUUGGGACUUACAGUGCUAAAACAAAUAUCUCAGUAAUUCCAAAUACACUCUCUGUCACCAUGAAGACACAGGUUCUCUUGCGAAAUGAAGGCGAUUCUUUGGAUCUUAUUUGUCAAGUAUCGGCGGCAACAGCACAACAUACCCAUAUUUCUGUUGCUUGGUAUGUAAUACCAGAAGGAAGGAACAGAAAUGCUCAGAACAUUCUUUCUCUGUCCAAAGAAUACAUUCUGUUUCCAGGCCCUUCCUACACUGAGCGGUUCAACACAGGAGACAUCAGGCUAGUGAAAAUUGGGGACACGGAAUAUAAAUUUUCCAUCAUCAAACUUAAACAUUCAGAUCAAGGGAAAUUGUAUUGUGAAGCAGUGGAAUGGAUUCAAGACCCAGAUGGAACUUGGAAAGAUAUUGUCCAGAAACGGACAGAUACAACAUCACUGACCAUUAAACAGCUUG